AUGUACGGGGACGUGUUCAACGCCACGGGCGGCCCCGAGCCCGCGGGCGGCGCGGCGGCCACGGGGAAGGCGGAGGGCGCGCUGCCGCUGGAGCUGGCCACGGCGCGCGGGGAGCGCGACGGCGCGGCGCCGCGGCCCGACCUGCCCACCUACCUGCUGCUCUUCUUCCUGCUGCUGCUGUCCGUGGCGCUGGUCGUGCUCUUCAUCGGCUGCCAGCUGCGCCACUCGGCCUUCGCCGCGCUGCCCCACGACCGCUCGCUGCGCGACGCCCGCGCGCCCUGGAGGACGCGGCCGGCCUAGCCGCGGGG
Molecule: messenger RNA, 308 nt
Organism: Dipodomys spectabilis (banner-tailed kangaroo rat)
Lineage: Eukaryota; Metazoa; Chordata; Mammalia; Rodentia; Heteromyidae
Gene: Smim32
Product: small integral membrane protein 32
Exons: 1
Coding region: 1-300 (99 amino acids)
Source: RefSeq, a predicted model, not a curated record